CCCAGCAUUUGAAGCUGAUUUUUGCUCAAUUAACCUCCUUCAGGAAAUCCCAAACUUUACACCAGUAAGAUAAAAAAUCACAAGCAAGUGUAAAAGUGCAUGUGUGUGCGUGGUGUGUGUGGGAGCUCCCAGUGGCUGUGUGUGUGUGUGUGCACAUCAUACAUGACCUGAGGUUCUGCAGUGGAGGAUCCCGGUGUCCACUCCUUCCAUACCCCGCAAUCUAAAUGAUGAACGUUGUGGAGGCCGUGGAAAUGUCCACGGCCACGCUCACCGUGGUUGGGACGUCUUCUAAAAUUUCCAUCUUCUAUUUCUUUGUUCCAUUCUGUGUCUGCUGUGAUUUUUCUCAGGGCAGUUCUUCACUCAGUUUCCAAGCUUUCUACAGCAGUGGCAGACAUCAACUGCUGGGGAGGAGCUGGAGCGGGGGCACCUCUCAGCUGAGGGUGGUCUGCAGCAGCAUGCUGGAAAAGGGGGGGCUGUGCACGGUGUAGAGGGUCAUCUUUUACUUUUUGUCAUUGCUGCGUUUCAUCUGGCCUGGUUUGUUGGUGACAGGCGUGUCGGAGCACAUCGGUCAUUCAGACAGAUGUCAGUCCAGUACACACAGGAAGUCUUUAGGCUUCUGUGAGAGAUGAGCAGAACCCAUCCAGGAAGCGACUCUUCAUCAGUGCUUCAUAUGGAGGCAACCUUCCUUUUAGUGCAGUCGUUGAGCUUUGACAGAUCACAUGUGGAAGGGAAGCUUUCAUUAAUGGCAGGACUGAGGUCAGUCAGCCACAUAUUGUAGACUCUGUCAGCCUGUUCUGUCCCAAAGUCAUUCAAUCUCCUUUGCCAUGGCUGCUCCUCCUCUCUCGGGGGUCAGGAGGUGUUUGGACGCUACCAUGAGGUUAUCUGCAACUUGCACCACGGGGAGCUGCAGGAUAGGACUUUGGGCCACUGAAGCUGCUCGCCCACUUCUCAGUCUCAUAGGUGAAAAGGCUGAUAUUGGACCCAGAGCAAAUACCUCAGGAGAUUCAGUCUCUGGUUGUGUUGACAGCUUCUGCUGCAGCUUGAUGCAGAUGGGAGGGUGCUGACCUGCGUUGCUGCUGCUUGGAGAGGAGUGAGGUGGAGGAUUGAAUGGAGGAGCUGGAAUAUUUCAUUUAAGGGCAAGGGGUUAGGUUGGUAGGGUGGAGGGAAGGAGUCCGCUCGACAGGUCGGCUCUGGUUCCCCAUGAAGUCUGCAGAGGACAGAGAGAGGAAAAGAAGUAGUUUCUGUUUGUUUUUUUUUUGUUUGUUUUUUUACACAUUUCUCCGCUUUUACCCAUUCAAUCUGUCUGAUUGCUGCUCUUUAGAGGCAUUAAGUUGUUUCCUUUUCUUUUUUUCUUUUUUUUAAUCAGAUGCUGCUUUUAGACUUGAUCGAAAGCGUCCUUCAUGAUUGUGGCAAGUAGAAGGCUCAGCCUUCUCUGAUUGAUGCACCUGGUACCAGCCAAUGAGGCUCCUGCUGCAAGCCGACGCUCAGGAUCAAGCUUCUGUGUGGAGAGGAAACGACAGCAGUGAGCGAUGCUAUUACAGCUUCACCAUCCCCAGCCCUGUGGAGACCAGCUGCCCACAGCUUUCAGGUCCAGAACUGGAGGGUCUGAAGGCCAGACUCGGCGUGCUCGAGAUGCUGGUGUCCCAGCUGACCGGGAAGAACCUCCAGCCACCAGGGGGGCAUCAGGGGGGUGGAGACAGAGCUCAGGCUGAGCUGCAGGACGCACUGAACCGAGCUGUAGGAGAGAAGAGUCUGUUGCAAGGGGAAAUAGAGCGCCUGAAGAGGGAGAUGAAGGCUCUUCAGCUCAGAAUGGAGGAAAUGAGGAGGGAGACGGACAGGCUGAGGAACAGACCCUGUCCUCAGAUGCCUGCCGUCCCGCCAAGCCACCCGCAGAGAGACAGGGCUCCGACCAGACCUUUUGAAGACGCCGCAUGGCAGUAUCAGUCUCCUGGAUUUCAGGAGCUCAAGGCGGAAGUGACGGAGGUCCCUGCUCCUGACAGCAACCAGGACAACGCAGGUUGUGGUGACCUGCUUUCAGUUGGAGAGCCAGUCACUCACAGAAGAGCUGACAACAUUGCAGGGAAAUAUGGAGUCUGGAUGCAGGAUCCUGAGCCGGUUUCUCCAUAUGGACCCAAAAUGGUCUGGCGUAUUGACACAGUUGGCACAGAGGUCCGGCAGCUGUUUGGAUAUGAAGACCUGGAGCAGCUCUCCAAAGGUUUCCCAUCUAAAGUCCUUUUGCUGCCAGACCCCCUAGAGAGCACCGGAGCCACUCUCUACCGAGGCUCCCUGUAUUAUCAGAGAAGACUAAGCCGCACUCUGAUCCGCUAUGAGCUGGCUGCUGAGCAUGUCGCUGCCCGCCGGGAGCUUCCUCAUGCUGGGUUCCAUGGCCAGUUUCCCUACUCCUGGGGAGGCUACACAGACAUCGACUUGGCUGUGGAUGAGAAGGGGCUGUGGGCAGUCUACUCCACCAGUAAGGCCAAAGGAGCUAUUGUGAUUUCACUGCUGGAUCCUCUGAGUCUGGUGGUAAGAAGAAGCUGGGAGACGAACAUGAGGAAGUCAUCUGUGGCCAAUUCCUUUGUCAUCUGUGGGAAGAUGUACACAGUGGCCAGCUACUCUGCUACGGACAGCACCAUUAACUUCGUAUACGACACCGAAACCAGUCAGGGGAAGGCUGUAUCCAUCCCUUUCAAGAACAAGUAUCGCUACAACAGCAUGAUUGACUACAGCUUGGCCCAAAGGAAGCUGUUUGCAUGGGACAACUUUCACAUAGUGUCCUAUGACAUUAGGAUGGGUCACAAGCUGGCCAGCAGGAGAAAAAGAGACAUUUAGCUGUUCCUGCAUCAGAGACUUAAACUUUUAGAGCAACGCAUGAGCAGAACAGAGGUCAGCCCAAACAGGAGAGCCUUGCUACCAAAAACCGUAAGGGCUGGGAGAACUGGUUAAGUAGGCACAGUCCACAAAUUUAAAGAGGAAUUAUUUUUAUACUGCUUUUAAAACCCUGAUGUUUCACUUCACAUUUUCCUUUUAAUCAAAGUAUAUACGUGGAAAUUGAAUAGCAGAGUGUCGUAAUGUCCUUGCUAAAUGCUUUACUAUUUGUAUUGCAGAAUCCUGCUAUUGUACAGAUUUUUGUAAAGACUACAUUGAUUUUUGCAUGCAUUUGUAGUGUCAUGACAUUUCAUGAAAUAAACUUCAUAACUGACUUUUCCUUUGCAUAUAAAGCCUAGUGGGGUUAAAACUGCAUCAGUUAACUGGGUUAAAUGUAGAAUUAUGCACCAUGUUUUGACCAAGGAUGACUAGGGAUCAGGUUUUUUGGGCCUGAUCCGAUUCCGAGUCAUUUGAUUUUGUGUAUCUGCCAAUACCGAGUCCCGAUCCGAUACUUUUAUAACACAAUUAAAACAUGAAUAAAUUGAAGAAACAGA
Oryzias melastigma (Indian medaka) is the source of this 3419-nucleotide messenger RNA. RefSeq names its product myocilin (gene vamp4). Gene Ontology annotation, biological process: signal transduction; osteoblast differentiation. Gene Ontology annotation, cellular component: Golgi apparatus. The transcript is spliced from 5 exons. Bases 1459 to 2829 code for a protein of 456 amino acids. The record is from RefSeq and is a predicted model, not a curated record. NCBI's taxonomy places the organism in Eukaryota, Metazoa, Chordata, Actinopteri, Beloniformes, Adrianichthyidae.